Molecule: messenger RNA, 1233 nt
Organism: Xenopus laevis (African clawed frog)
Lineage: Eukaryota; Metazoa; Chordata; Amphibia; Anura; Pipidae
Gene: ttc1.S
Product: tetratricopeptide repeat domain 1 S homeolog
Exons: 7
Coding region: 84-893 (269 amino acids)
Biological process (GO): positive regulation of inflammatory response
Source: RefSeq, a predicted model, not a curated record
GCUAAUAGUAGAAAGCGGAAGUGACGCACUAUUGUGCAGACGCGUGUUUGAGGAAGUGGGAAGUCUCCAGCUUCGGAACCACCAUGGAGGCUCCGGCAAAGGGUUUUUCUGGAGGAGAGGAAGAAGAGGAGUCUUUCCACGAUUGUCAGGAUGCGGCGCUUCUUCACAAGGAGACUGUGGGAGAUAAUGUAGCCUGUGCAGAAGACAAGGAUGACCCAGCGCUCUGUGAGGGAGACAAUAGGCUCCCGGGACAGGAGGAGAAGCUGGAAGACGAGGAUGUAAUGGAGUUUGAUGAGGAGGCGCUGCUGGAGCUGGAAAAGGGACAGAGCGAGGAGGAGAGAGAGGAGAAAAGAAAGCAGAGCACUACAUUAAAAGAAGAAGGAAACCAGCUUUUUAAGAAUGGAGAAUACACCGCUGCUGAAGCCGCAUACACUCAAGCACUCCAGAUGUGUCCAGCAUUUUAUUCUAAGGAUCGUGCCAUCCUUUUCUCAAACAGAGCUGCUGCAAGAAUGAAACAGGAUAUGAAUGAUUUUGCCCUAAAAGAUUGCUCAAAAGCAAUAGAGCUCAAUCCCGACUACAUCCGCGCAUUACUGAGAAGAGCAGAGCUGUUUGAGAAGACUGAUAAAUUAGACGAAGCUUUGGCAGAUUAUAAAUCCGUUCUGGAAAAAGAUCCAUCUGCUUAUCCAGCCAGAGAGGCCUGCAUGCGCUUGCCCAGGCAGAUUGAUGAGAGAAAUGAGAAAAUGAAAGCAGAAAUGAUAAGUAAACUGAAGGAUUUGGGGAACCUAGUCCUGAGGCCUUUCGGAUUAUCAACAGAAAACUUCCAAGUUAAACAAGAUUCCUCGUCUGGCUCUUACUCUAUAAACUUUGUUCAAAAUCCAAACAAUAACGGAUGAAGGCCUGAGUGCAGACUGUGAUUGUUACAUAUACGUUUAUUGGGGAGGGAGAUGCAGUUCAGCAUGUACUGUAUUGCUGCUCCAUACAAUGGCGGAGUUGUAAGCGUUUCAGUACGACUGCUGCACGAGAAUCCCCGUUCUAAUAAUGUUGGCUGCGAUUUGUUUCCCAACAGACUGACACUUCCCCAUGUUUGGAUAAAGGAUUUCUUUGCUUGCGACAUCAGGAAUCUCUUAGUGAACAUGAUAACACGAUAACUCGAGCGUAUAUUAUUGUUCUAUUAAAUUCUGCCCCAUUUGUUGAAUCCGUAGAACUAAAAUGUAUUAAAAACCUCUAAUUUAA